UGUUUAUUUUAAAUAGCUAUUAAUAGCGAAAUAAUUUUAUUUAAAUAAAAAUGCCUGGAAUAAAAUGAAAAUUGUCUGAAAUUAUCAGUUCAAAAUUGUCAUUUCAAGUUUCAAAAAACAUCAAUAACAUUUGUGCCCGUGAUCUAUGCAAAAGAUCUCUUCCAAAAAUCUCCUCAAUUUUUCAUAACAAAUCACAAAAAUGGAAUCUAUUGUUUCAGUACUCACAAACUCACAGACACAGAUGCUUUUCCAUUCUAUUCAUCCCAUCUUUCUUAUUUUCUCCCUGCCUCCCCCAGGACGCACCUUUCGUAAUACAUUUAUACAUAGAAAUGGGAAGAAAGUGGUCACAAAAGCACACAUAUACACAAAAUUUAUGCCGUAAAGCUUUAAGUGCUUUGACUUUGUCUCCUAGAAACUUGAGCGCACCGCGUGCUGGAAACCAUUGGAAACCGUUUGAAACAACAUCUAUCGGACCCUCCCGCCGCCGCUCGGGCCUUCACUCAUUCAUUCAUUCACAAAGCUAUUUUUUCUGUGCUUUUUCGUUUUAUAUUCGCAAUACGAUACGAAUACGAAACCAUGAAACUUCUACUCGCAAUCUCGAUUCUGGUACUCUGGAUUUCAGAGACAGAAUCCACAACAUGCUUCGUCCAAAAUAGUAUUCUCAAUGCGUUCACUCAAGUCUGCCCGGGAAACAUCUACACCUGCAUGAAGUUCGACUGUAAAGUGAACAAUCCGAAGAAAUUCCGUCAGACCACUAAAGGAUGUAAUGAUCCUGGAAAUGCCCUGGUCGCCUGUACUCAGCUUAUGACGCAAUGCCAAGCCCAAGGUGGAACCGGACAAUGCUACACUUGCAAUGGAGAUUACUGUAAUUCCAGUCCAACGAGCUUCUCGAUUCUCAUCUCCAUCGUCGUUCCUGCAAUUUCCUACUUUUUAAUUUUCUAAUUCCAAAAAAUUUAAUUUAAGUUUUUGUGCCAUUUUUGGCUUUUGAAUUCGUUGUAAAACAUCAGUAGGUUGUUUUUUUUUAGUGAAAUAAAUCGGGAAAAAAUUGGA
Caenorhabditis elegans is the source of this 1050-nucleotide messenger RNA. RefSeq names its product neuronal small secreted protein (gene nssp-71). The transcript has 4 exons. Lineage: Eukaryota; Metazoa; Nematoda; Chromadorea; Rhabditida; Rhabditidae. Bases 577 to 942 code for a protein of 121 amino acids. The record is from RefSeq and is marked reviewed.